This is a messenger RNA of Eimeria mitis, 1224 nucleotides long. RefSeq lists its product as uncharacterized. The transcript is spliced from 3 exons. The record is from RefSeq and is a predicted model, not a curated record. Bases 1 to 1224 code for a protein of 407 amino acids. NCBI's taxonomy places the organism in Eukaryota, Apicomplexa, Conoidasida, Eucoccidiorida, Eimeriidae.
AUGCUGCAGCAGAGACAGCAGCAGAAGCAAAGACACACCGAACGAGAGAAGGGGUUCUUCAGAUGCCGAGAACGCAGACAGCAACAUAAACAGCAACAGCAGCAGCAGCAAAGCAGCAGCAGCAGCAACAGCAGCAGCAGAUGCUGCAGCAGAGACAGCAGCAGAAGCAAAGACACACCAAACGAGAGAAGGGGUUCUUCAGAUGCCGAGAACGCAGACAGCAACAUCAACAGCAACAGCAGCAGCAACAGCAGCAGCAGCAGCAGCAGCAGCAGCAGCAGCAAGGAUGUGUCUCUGUCUGUCUCCGCUGCAAAGGAGACAGAUACAGAGACAGCAGCAGCAGCAAACGAAGACGGAGACAGUCCCCCCGAGUUGUUAAGUUUUUUUUCUGCUGAGAGUUUAUCGGACCACCUGCAGCAGCCGCAGGAAGCAGCAGCAGCAGAUGCUGCUGCUGCUGCUGCUGCUGCUGCUCCCCCCUUCUUUGAUCGCCUUGGCUGGCUGUCGGCGGAGCGGCUGCAGCAGCUAGAUAAAGAAGGAAAGAUAGAAGCAACAGCAACAGACUGCAGCAGCAAACAACAAGCAACCGUCACUGUAUGGAAAGAUGAAUUUCAUGUUUUUCCGUGUUUUGGGUUUUUUGAGGAACCCUCGGCCUCCGAGUGUCUGCAGCAAAUCGCCAGCUGGAUAAACCACCAGCUGGGGGAUACACCAGCAGCAGCAGCAGCAGCAGCAGAUGCAGAUGCAGCAGCAGCAGCAGCAGCAGCAGAUGCAGAUGCAGCAGCAGCAGCAGCAGCAGCAGAUGCAGCAGCAGCAGCAGCAGCAGAUGCAGCAGCAACAGAAGGAGCAGCAGCAGAUGCAGAUGCAGCAGCAGCAACGGAUGCAGCAGCAGCAACUGAUGCAGCAGCAGCAACUGAUGCAGCAGCAGCAACUGAUGCAGCAGCAGCAGCAGCAGAUGUGCCUAUAGCAGCAGAUGGCGCAGCAGCAGCAGAUACAGCAGCAGCAGCAGCUGAUGCAAAUACAGCAACAUCAGCAGCAGCUGCAGCAGCAGAAUCAGAUAAGCAUAGUGAACAGCAGGCAGCAGGGGCAGCAGCAGCAGCAGCAGAUGCAGAAGCAGCAGCAGCAGCAACGGAAAAGGAAGCUGCAGCAGAAACAGCAGCAGCAGCAACAGCAACCACAUCUCCCCCUGCAGAUCUAGACACAGAGGAUGAUCGCAGCAAGCGGCAGUGA